AUGUCUUCGUCGUCGGCGCUCCGCUUCUGCGCCAACAUCAGCUGGCUGUUCACCGAGCUGCCGGACUUCCCGCAACGGAUGCGGGCGGCCGCCGAGGCCGGCUUCCGAGCGGUGGAGGCGGCCUGGCUCUACGACGUCCACCCGCUGGAGCUCCGCGCGGCCAAAGAGCUCCACGACCUGGACGUCGUCCUCAUCAACACGCCGCCGGGUCAGGAGACAGGAGACGGAAAACAGAAACAACACCCCCUCCCCCCUACGUCAUCGUCAUCAUCGUGUGUUGCAGGUGACGUCACAGCGGGAGAGUUGGGCUUGGCGGCGCUACCCGGAAGAGAAGAAGACUUCGAACGAGGACUCAAGGAGGCCGUCCGCUAUGCAGCAGCUCUCGACUGCCAAAGGAUCCACAUUAUGGCCGGCAGGAUUCCGGCGGGAGUCGACGGCGGCACCGCGCUGCAGGAGAUGGAGGCCGUGUUCGUGCGCAACCUCACCUACGCUGCCGAGCUGCUCUCAGAGCAAGGAAUAACCGGCCUGAUCGAGCCCAUCAACACGCGGCUGACCGACGCUCGCUACUUUCUGUCCUCGCCUCACCACGCCGCCGCCAUCUUGAAGAAAGUGGCCAAGGAAAACAUCAAACUGCAAAUGGAUGUUUUCCACUGGCAAAUUAUGGACGGAAACCUGACGCACAACAUUCAGCGAUAUUUGCCGCUGCUGGGUCACGUCCAGGUGGCUCAGGUUCCCGGCAGGAACGAGCCGGACAGCGCCGGCGAGAUCAACUACGACUACGUCUUCUCCACGCUGGAGAAGCUCGGCUACCGAGGAUACGUCGGCUGCGAGUACAAGCCGCUAGGAAGAACGCAGGAAGGUUUGGCUUGGCUCCGAGAUUACUGGACACGCAAGAAGUGACGCUGCACGGACAAACAAUGAAAGCGGUGGCCUAGCUGCUAAUGUUAUCUCGUAAAAUGUCAUAUUUGAGAUUGCAGAACUGGUUUUAGUCUGUUUUAAUAGUGAUUCGCCACAGUUGGUUUCAUUAGAAAACACAAGAAGUGAUUCCAGUCUUGUCUGCUCGAGAACAAGCGCAAAAGGUGUAAAGCCGACCGCCUGCAUUUCCACAAGUAAAUAAGUCCGUUUUUUCCCCACAACAUUAUUAUGUGUGUAGAGGAAAAAUCUAAUUGGAGAAAGAAUUUGAAACGAUCAGAAUUUGCAGUAGUUGAUUGUUCCUCUCCAGUCCUGUAGGGGGCAAUGUUAUGCACUGCAGAGCAGUUGAAUGAAUGAGAUAAUGGUUUCUGAUUGAGGCAGGUUUUCGCAAUAAUGAAUACAAAUUCUCCAAAAUUGAA
Phyllopteryx taeniolatus (common seadragon) is the source of this 1331-nucleotide messenger RNA. RefSeq names its product hydroxypyruvate isomerase (gene hyi). Gene Ontology annotation, molecular function: hydroxypyruvate isomerase activity. The transcript is spliced from 7 exons. The record is from RefSeq and is a predicted model, not a curated record. Bases 1 to 900 code for a protein of 299 amino acids. Gene Ontology annotation, biological process: glyoxylate metabolic process. NCBI's taxonomy places the organism in Eukaryota, Metazoa, Chordata, Actinopteri, Syngnathiformes, Syngnathidae.